Messenger RNA from Papilio xuthus (Asian swallowtail), 5140 nucleotides. RefSeq lists its product as uncharacterized. The transcript is spliced from 18 exons. Bases 52 to 4947 code for a protein of 1631 amino acids. NCBI's taxonomy places the organism in Eukaryota, Metazoa, Arthropoda, Insecta, Lepidoptera, Papilionidae. Gene Ontology annotation, cellular component: extracellular region. The record is from RefSeq and is a predicted model, not a curated record. Gene Ontology annotation, molecular function: chitin binding.
CGCAAAAUAAUCUGUUAGUGCGUUUAUUAUAUUAAAUAAUACAAGGGUACAAUGAAAGGAAAGAUAUUUUUCCUAGCUGCCCUUGCUUUAGUCCAGGGUAGACCACCGGAAAACGAAAAUGAAACUCCUCUCCGCGAUGAUGAUUGUCCAGAAGACCAUCAACAUUUCUUGCUGCCUCACGAAGAUAAUUGCACGAGAUUCUACUACUGCGAAUACGGAUUAAAAUAUCCCACGCCGAGGGAAUGCGCUCCCGGCACUCAUUUCUCUUUUGAACUCCAGAUUUGUGAUUUGCCCGAAAAUGCUGGUUGUAUAAAUGAAGGAAAUCAAGGAAACAAUGGUGAAGGUGACGAAGAAAUUGGUAACGAUGUUGUAGUUGACGGAGAAUACAAUGGUAAAGAAAAUAUAAGCAUUUAUAAAGAAGAUGGAAUAUCAAAUAUUCAAAAUAGAGGUGGAAUAGUUGAAGAUAAAACUGGAUUAGAACAAAGUGGCAAAAUGUCCUUGCUACCGAAUGGUUGUCCUUCCUAUCAUGUACACUAUCUCCUUCCUCAUGAGAGUGAUUGCACCAAGUUUUAUUACUGUGUUUAUGGUGAAAAAGUUUUGAGGCAAUGUGCUUUAGGAUUACAUUUUAAUCCUUCCACACAGAAUUGCGAUUGGCCCGAAGAUGCUGAAUGCACUCUAACUGGAGGAGUAAGUGGAGAAGGUAAUUACAGUAAAAACAAAAACGUCAACGACAAAAUUGGAAUCCGUAGUGAUGAGACAACCUGGCUAGAAAAUGGUUGCCCAGCCAGUAUCCACAUUCACCAUCUUCUUCCUCAUGAGAACGAUUGCACGAAGUUCUAUUACUGUGUACUAGGGGAAAAGGUUAUGAGAGAAUGUGCUCCAGGAACACAUUUUAACCCUACUAUACAGGUCUGUGAUUGGCCUAAAAAUGCCGGGUGUAAAUCAAAUGGUGGAAAUAGUGGCAAUGGAGGUAGUGGAGGAGAGAAUGGUGGCACUGGUGGGGAUAAUGGUGGGGGAGAAACAAACUGGUUACCAAAUGGUUGUCCCGCUAACAUUCAUAUUCAUCACCUACUUCCACACGAGAGUGAUUGUACUAAGUUUUAUCACUGUGUACAUGGGAAAAAGGUUAUGAGAGAUUGCGCACCAGGGACACAUUUUAAUCCUACUUUGCAGGUUUGUGAUUGGCCUCGAAAUGCUGGAUGUAUUUCAAAUGGAGGAAAUGGUGGAAAUGGUGACAAUGGAGGUAAUGAGGGUGGGAAUGGUGGCUCCGAAGGCAGUAAUGGUGGAAGUAACGGGGGAGAAAACGGCGGAUCAGGGGGCGGUAGUAGUGGGGGAGAGACAACAUGGCUACCGAACGGAUGCCCUGCCAAUAUUCAUAUCCACCACCUUCUUCCUCACGAAAGUGAUUGUACAAAGUUCUACUACUGUGUUCGUGGUGAAAAAGUUAUGAGAGAAUGCGCUCCAGGAACUCAUUUCAAUCCAUUCUUGCAGGUGUGCGAUUGGCCUCAAAAUGCUGGUUGUACUGUUAAUGGCGGAAAUGAUGGAUCAGGGAGUGGUAAUGAUGGAAGUAACGGAGGAGAAAACGGUGGAUCAGGGGGUGACAACAGCGGUGGAAGUAAUGGAGGAGAAAAUGGUGGAUCAGGGGGUGGCGAUGGUGGAGGUGGCAUUACCUGGCUACCGAAUGGUUGUCCGAACAUUCAUAUUCACCACCUUCUUCCUCACGAGAAUGAUUGCACAAAGUUCUAUUAUUGUGUUUAUGGUCAAAAGGUUAUGAGGGAAUGUGCUCCUGGCACCCAUUUUAAUCCUUCCUUGCAGGUAUGCGAUUGGCCUAAAAAUGCUGGAUGCAGUUCAAAUGGUGGAAAUGGUGGUAGUGGAGGCGAUGGUGGAGAGAAUGGUGGCUCUGGAGGUGGUAACGGAGGGGAAAAUGGAGGAACAGGGGGUGAUAAUGGAGGUAGUAAUGGAGGAGAAAAUGGGGGAGGUAGUAAUGACGGGGGAACAAACUGGCUACCGAACGGAUGCCCUUCAAAUAUUCAUAUCCACCACCUUCUUCCUCACGAAAGUGAUUGUACAAAGUUCUAUUACUGUGUACGCGGAGAAAAAGUCGUGAGGGAAUGCCCUACAGGAACACAUUUCAACCCUACCGUGCAGGUCUGUGAUUGGCCUCAAAAUGCUGGAUGUACUACAAACGGCGGAUCAGACGGUGGUAAUAAUGGUGGCGAUAACGGCGGAUCAGACGGUGGUAAUAAUGGUGGCGAUAACGGCGGAUCAGACGGUGGUAAUAAUGGUGGCGAUAACGGCGGAUCAGACGGUGGUAAUAAUGGUGGCGAUAACGGAGGAACAACAUGGUUACCAAAUGGUUGCCCUGCUGAUAUUCACAUACAUCACCUUCUGCCUCACGAAAGCGAUUGCACUAAGUUCUAUCACUGUGUACACGGCAACAAAGUUGUAAGGGACUGCGCCCCGGGCACACAUUUCAACCCCAUCCUACAGGUAUGUGAUUGGCCGGAUAAAGCUGGUUGCGCUAAAAAUGGAGAAGAUGAUAAACCUAAGCCAAAUCCGAAUGGCAACAAAUGUGAAAGCGGUUGUAAUGUUCUUCCAUGGGCUCAUGAUACUGAAUGCUCUAAGUUUUGGGUCUGCGACGGUACUAAGCCUGUUUUAGGAACUUGCUCCGAAGGGCUCCAUUUUAACCCUCAAACUUAUACAUGUGAUUUUGUCUGCAACGUAUCUUGUGUCAGGAAGAAUAUAUUGUCCUCAGUUCAGCCAGACGGUCUUAAAAUAUUCCUUCCAUGGAAUAAGGUCGAUCCUGAUUUGAUUAAACGGAUCUGGGAUUGUAUCUACAAAAGAUUGGUGCGCCGACCUUACGUAAAUGGAAAACUCAUUUUCCUGGCUGCCCUGGCGUUAGUGCAGAGCAGACCACCAGGAGGAGAAUGGUACGAUGGGGAUGAGAGAUCUGCCGUUGUCUCAGACGAUUGCCCUGACGCGGAACAGCAUUUCCUUCUACCCCACGAAUACGACUGUACAAAAUUCUACUACUGCGAAUACGGUGUGAAAUGGACAACACCAAGAAAUUGCGCGCCAGGCACGCAUUUCUCUUUUGAGCAACAGGUUUGCAUUCAUCCCAUAUUGGCAAAUUGCACACUACCCGGAAGUCCUGCCACUGGUGCUGAUACUACUGCCACAGUACCUAUAACGACAACAACUACAACAACACCGGCGCCAACAACUACUUCAACCACAACGACCACAACUACGGCGCCAACGACGACUACUACAACGCUAGCGCCAACAACUACUACUACAACGGCAGCGCCAACAACAACUACGAGUACGACAACAACAACGACACCAGCACCUACUACGACUACAACUACCGAAGCUCCAACCACAACAACAACAACGCCAGCUUCAACAACUACAACAACGACGCAGGCGCCAACUACAACUACAACGACGCCAGCUCCAACAACUACAACAACGACGCAGGCACCAACAACAACAACGACGACCCUAGCUCCAACGACAACUACAACAACUACCGAAGCUCCAACCACAACAACAACAACACCAGCUUCAACAACUACAACAACGACGCAGGCACCAACUACAACUACAACGACGCCAGCUCCAACAACUACAACAACGACGCAGGCACCAACAACAACAACGACGACCCUAGCUCCAACGACAACUACAACAACUACCCAAGCACCAACUACAACUACGACAACGCCAGCUCCAACAACUACUACAACGACGCAGGCACCAACCACAACAACGACGACUCUAGCUCCAACAACUACAACUACAACCCUAGCAUCAACGACGUCAACAACGCCAGCAACUCCGGAUUUAUUAGAUAACGGAUGUCCAGCUGAUUUUCAUAUUCACAAAUUGUUGCCGCAUGAGACGGAGUGCAACAAAUUUUACUACUGCGUGCACGGACAGAAGGUACAGAGAAGAUGCGCUGCUGGCACCUACUUCAGUUUUAAAGAACAAGUUUGUGUUUUCCCUUGGGAUUCCGAGUGCGUCAAUAACGGUGGUGGAGGCGGUGGCGGAGGUGGAGGCGGAGGCGGAGGAGGUGGCGGUGGCGGAGGCGGAGGUGGUGGUGGAGGAGGUGCCACUCUGCCAAACGGUUGUCCGGCUGAUUUCGACAUUCAUCAACUUCUUCCUCAUGAGAAUAAUUGUAGCAAGUUCUACUAUUGCGUUUAUGGAGAGAAAGAAGAAAGGGAAUGUCCCCCUGAUACACAUUUUAACCCUGUACUACAGGUAUGUGACUGGGAGGAGGACGCUGGCUGCAUUCCAGGAGGAGGUGAAGGCGGAGGUGGAGGAAACUUGUUACCAAACGGCUGCCCCGCCGACUUCGAUAUCCAUCAACUGUUACCUCAUUAUGAUUGCAGUAAAUUUUACUACUGCGUACACGGAGAGAAAGUAGAGAGAAAUUGUGCUCCAGGAACACAUUUUAAUCCCGUUGCCCAGGUGUGUGACUGGCCCCAUGCAGCGGGUUGUGUUGGCAACGGAGGAGGCGGAGGAGGUGGAGGUGGCGGAGGAGGGGAUGGAGGCGGAGGAAACGGAGAUGGUGGAGGCAGUGGAGAUGGCGGAGGUAGUGGAGAUGGCGGCGGCGGUGGAGAUGGAGGAGGUGGCUGGGGAGCCGGCGGAGGAGGAGGUGGUGGCUCUCCUAACCCAUAUCCAAUCGUAAAUAAGUGUGAAACUGGUUGCAAUAUUCUGCCGUGGUCCCACGAGACUGAUUGUGACAAGUUCUGGAUAUGCGACGGCACUAAAGCUAUCUUAGGAGUUUGCUCCGAAGGUCUCCAGUUUAACCCACAAAGAUACACGUGCGACUCAAGCCGCAAUGUGUCUUGUGUCGGACGCGGCAUACAGUCAACAAACGACGCCGAUAGCAUUAAAAUACUCCAGCCUUUCAUUUUAAAAGCUAAGUCUAGUGUUUAAAAAAUACCCUUUCUAGCCGCCAGCUUGUUAGUGUUUAAGAAUAUAAUUGUUAUAUACCUAUGAAUAAAAAAAUAAUAUGCAAUUAAUAUAUUUCUUUCGACGACGAUAGUCGUUGGUGUAUAUGUACAGUAUUAGAUAAGUAGUAGUUUGUAUUUUAUUGUAAAUAUAAUAAAUUCUACCUCGAUUUUUUUUU